AUUUUUAUGGGUCACCACACAUGAGUUCCGCAAUGCCACACACGACUUUCUCUUUUCUUCUUCCUUUAACGUCUCAAAUUGUGUGUCUUUAAAAUGUAUAAAUUUUCCCUUUCAUUCAUUCUUGCAAUUGCAACAAUUCAGCAAAUUCGCUCCCAAUCUAAGCUACACGUGGAGGUUUUAUACGAAUCUCUUUGUCCAGACAGUCUUAACUUCAUAACCCAGCAACUACACCCCGUUUUCAAGGAAUUAUCACCCUAUGUUGACUUAAAAUUGACCCCUUUUGGCAAAAGUGCGAGUUUAGACAAUGGUUUACAAUUUGUGUGCCAACACGGCCCUAAAGAAUGCAAAGGCAACCGAAUCCAAUCAUGCGUCUUAAACGCCUUACGUGACCAAACGGCCCAAGUCGAGUAUGUUAAUUGUUUCAUGACUACGUUCAAAAAAGGGCAAAAAAAUGACGAGGAAUUUGGCCAAGCCUGUGCAGAAGCUGUUGGACUGGAGUUCAACCAAAUUUCGCAGUGUUAUGCCACAGAAACCGGCACUAAACUUCAGUUAUUAGCGGAACAAUCAACUGUGAAAGUAACUCCAAAAUUUGUGCCCACGAUUCUAUACAACGGAGUUUUUGACCAGCAACUUCAAGACAACAGUCUUGUCGAUUUCAGGGGCGUUGUUUGUAAUAUUUUGGCACAAACGUAUCCAGAGGCUUGCCAGUCACCUGCAGUUAUCAGGCUUUAAUUUUUUAAUACCAAUCCUUUAUUCAAAUCAAUUUCUUCACAUAGAAAAAUAUUUGUCUGACGUAACUUAAUAAACACUUCAAAUAUG
Messenger RNA from Tribolium castaneum (red flour beetle), 819 nucleotides. Its product is annotated as GILT-like protein 1. The record is from RefSeq and is a predicted model, not a curated record. The coding region runs from base 94 to 732 and encodes 212 amino acids. Lineage: Eukaryota; Metazoa; Arthropoda; Insecta; Coleoptera; Tenebrionidae. Gene Ontology annotation, molecular function: oxidoreductase activity, acting on a sulfur group of donors, disulfide as acceptor. The transcript has 5 exons.